UACUACACAUAAAAAAUCAACAUCAAAUCAACACUACACGACUCUGUGGUUCGAGAAUAAAAAUCAAAACAUGUCGUACUCGAAUAACUACUCGUGCAAACUAGCCCCUGCAAGCUAGCUCCUCCAAACUAGCAUCUGCAAGCAUGAAAAUAAGAAAGAUUGAGGUCCCUGCUGCGGAAGUUAUCGACGGAUAUGCAGUGUACUAUGUAGAGGUAUUUAUCACAGAGUACUCUUGGCUUGUCAGAAAAAGAUAUCGCGAAUUCCGUGAAUUGCAUGACAAGCUUGUAAAAGAAUACCACAUCGACCAGUCUCUGCUUCCUCCAAAGAAGUAUUUUGGUAACCUCGACCCAGAUUAUAUUGAGACCAGGCGACUGCUUCUGGAAAUUUACCUUCACAAGUUGCUUGAGAAGUUUGAGGACAAUUUGCCUGAUCAACUAGAUAAUUUCCUUGAAGGGUUCAAAUAUGAUGUUUGCGGUGUAACCUACAACUUGGCAAAAGAGCUUUUUGAGACAGGGGACAAGAUACUUCUGGACAAACAGCCAUACACCUUCACACCCCUACAGCUGUACUGUAUCACUAAAAGACUGGCUUUACCAGUGCCAACAUGUGGUAUGCUGUUACCAGAUGCUAGUAGUAAUGUCCAUAACAUCCAUGCAGAGAUUGGAAAUUUGUAUGAUUUCAUUCAAAAUCUUUCCCAUCUCAAGAUUGUUGGAAAGGGUCAGCAGUUCCAUCUGAGUGAUAAUGUGGAUUUCAAAUAUGACCUGUCGCUGUUUAAAUCCCUCUCAAACCUUGAGGUGAGCUGCAUUGAAAUGGAAGCUGUACAAGGCUUGUGUCAACUUUUGACCCAACUGAAAUCACUCACAGUUCAUCAGUCUGCUCAUCUUCUUAAGGAUGUGCUUGUGGACGACAAGGUCUGGGAGCAGGGUGUUCUUGAGACUGUAAGAACAGAUGGAAGCUCCUAUCUCACUCCUAACUCUAAUUUCCAUACCUGGACAGACAUCAGGAUGGCUGACUUUAGCAACAACCAUUUUCCCUACAUAGAUGAGUCUGUGUCUCUGUUGCCCAACAUUGAGUCUCUGAACUUGAGCCACAACUGCAUUGAGGAGAUAAAUCAUCUGGAGAGUUUGUCUGAGCUGGAAGUCCUGGACCUCUCUCACAACAAGCUGCGAGCAAUCCCAACUAAUCUAAACGCUAAAUUGGGAAACAUUCGAAAACUGAAUCUGGCCAACAACCAGCUCAGUUGCGUGGAUGGAUUAGAGAAACUCUACUCUUUGGUGGAAUUGGAUCUUCGCAGUAACUUGUUGACAGAGGUCAGCAGCGUUGUUCUUAUUGGCGAUUUACCCUGUCUAGAGAACCUACAUCUGGAGGGAAAUCCGCUGACCAAGGAGAGUAGUUAUCGCGUGCGCGUACUGUCCGGAUUUGGGGAACGAGCACGGCUGGUGUCGCUCGAUGGCCAGCCUCCGUCAGACCGAGAGAUGAAGAAGGUGUCCGAGCUGCUGAGCAGAGAGCAGGAUUUUGAGAUCAUCAACAUACCUCAGUCUGACCCGUCUACGAGCACCAAGAAGGCAGUUAAGAAGGGCGCAAAGAAGAAGAAUGUUGAUCGGAUCAUCGAGCUGGAAGGAUCAAAGAAUCCGACCUCCGGGUUAACAGAUUCGUUUGAAGUGGACGAAAGUGAUGCAGAGUUCCGUUCACGAGUGGAAAAGAUUCGUCUGCUUGGAGGAGAAAAGUGGCUGACGAUGCUCGGCGAGAUACAAUCCGAUGAGGCAUCGGCAAGGUCCAGCUGCCCAGACAUGGAGCAAAAGCCCUCCAAGGAAGUGACAUCGCCACCUGACCGGCCUGACGCCAAUGAAACCCCAGAAAAUCAUGCCAGUGGCAACCAGCUUCGUGUUGAAUCCAGCAGCCAGGAAAACGACGUCUCAUCACGCAGCGACUCCUUCACCAGCGUUGCCAAGGUAUCCGGUGUCGGGACCGGGGGGCCUAGUACCGAGCCACCCAGACUGCAUUUCGGGUUCACGUGUGAAUUGGAGGAGCUUAUCCGCGAGAAUUUAGAGCGCGACCUGCAAAUCACAUCCGGCACUUACAUGGUGGAGGUGGCCAGUGCAACCGCUGGGCAGUGGGAGGAACGAAUGGUGGGCGUGGACCUGUGUAAGGGCUUGAUCCUCGAGAUUGUUAUUGCGUCUGGCAGGACUUGCGCCAGACAUAAGCUAGACGACGUAAGCAGUGUGGAUAUAUUGGACUUCCAGGGCUCUUACCACAUUGACAUCCAGGACACAUACUCCAAGGAGUGGCGGCGUCAUCGCGCAGUACUGCCAGCGGAUCACAGUCAGACAAAGGACUACCGACAGGUCGCUCGUUACCGCAUGCGCUCCAUUCGGGAUGCCGCUGAACUAUUUGUAUUGUUGUAUAAGUUUAUUACCAAGAGCUGGGAGAGCUCUAAUUGCAUUGGGUCUAGUACCACCACUACCGACUCCUCAAGUAAACUUACUGAUGCAAAACGCGAACGAUGGGCCAAUCCACUCGGUGUUCCCGAUCACGUGCUAGACACAUUCUUUGAAGAGUUCCUUCACAAAGAAGCUCGGCAAGAAAAAAAGAGAGAAGAGGGUGUAACCGCUGUCCUAAGUUGCCAUGACGGCAAAGAUCGCGUGCGCAGUUCAAGGAUCCACAGCAUUUACCAGGCGUUACAUGCUGAUUUUAUCCACGCAGGAGCACUCAAACACGACAGAUUGAGCUUAGAGACAGAGAGCGUUCGACUAGCGAUCUGGGUUGGCUGCCUCCCGUACGCCUUCCCAGAACAUGAGCUUCCCGUCUGUCUAAUGAUGACUCAAGUAAACAUCUUUCUCUUCCACCUUUUUCACUCCAAUUCUCCCGUCGCCAUCAAGUCCCUCCGCAUCUCCACUGACCUGCACCAAGUGAUGAAGUGCUUCUACAGCAUGCCUGUGCGUUCUCUUAACCAAGUGGUGAUGGGAUUAUACGAUCAAGGUUUCAGACUAGAAGUCAAGUCAGACGGGCCGCAAGGAACUUUCACAUUUCUUACUCGGGAUUCGGAGAAAACUGGACUUUUCCUCGAAAGACUUUAUGAGGCGUUAGGGGAGUCGAGUGAUGACGAGAACUCGUUGUUUCACCGAAGAGUUAGCUUCAAGUCCAAGAUUUCGACAAUGCCCUCCUUUAUUUUCCCCGAUGAGAAGAAAAUUGAGACACUUAAAACCGGGCUGAAUAAAGCUGUCGAUGAUGGCUCGAGAAAUGAAGACAUGCUAAUGUACACCAUUGUCCGAGAGCUGCCCGACAUUAGCACGACUGAAGACCGAGACAAAGGGAUGCUCACGAGAAGGCUCCGUAGUUUAAUCGUGAUGAAUUCGAGGAUCUUCUUGUGUGACGAAGAUCACGUGCACUGGCCUCUCCCAAGUUUCGUGCGUGCCCAGCCUUCCACGCCACAAUGGGUUGUUUCCAAAUGGCAAGAUAUUAAUAAGAUCAUUGGCAUUGAAGUAUUCCAGUUGCAGAACUCUAGUGAGUUCGUGGGAAUGUUUGGUCUGUCGCUGAUGUUCGAUGAUGAUGAUGUUGCUGAUGAGACGACAGAAGGUAUGCCCCAAACAACAUCUUCGCCAAACUGCUGGAACCUCGUCUUUAGAUCUUUGGACGAGAGAGAACAGCUGCAACGGUCUUUGUCUCAAGUGUGGAAAGACCAUUUCGAGGCUGACCUCAAUAUCACCACAAGUACCCAUCCACGAAUCCUGACAUUGCACUCAGACAACCAAAGCACUGACCUGUUAGGCUUCCACGACUCUUGUUCUUCGGUGAAGUCGGUCACGCCAGUUGGCACGCCUGUCGAGAGCACCUUUAAAAAGACGCAUCGCAGGGUCGGCUCAGAUACUUUACCGAUAUUCAGGUCUGCGGAAUUGGAAUGUUUCGAGUCACUUGUGGCACUUGAUCGGAAAUCUUUGGAUAACUUUUUCCGGAAGCACAUUUUGCACAAGACUUCCGGUGAGCAGGACACGUUGUUGCACGUUCUUUGGACGGGAUGUAUCCCCUAUAAAUUCCCCUCCUUUGAGAUUCAGAGCUGCGUGUUGUUGAGUAACGUAAAGGUGUACAUUCUCGUCGACUUUGAACACAAGGGUCUCUUGAGCAACAGGAGUUGUAUUAAAUUGCGAGGUGCGGAAAGCAACCAGAGUAAGGCAAUCUACUUUAAAAGUGUCUCGAUCAAGGACUUAAAGCAGGUUUGCGUUGGACUUUUUGAUCAGACGGUUCGUCUUGAAGGGGGAUCUCCAGACGACACCUUCACCCUAGUUACCAGAGAUUUCAACCUCACAAGUGCGUUCCUGGAGUGUCUGCACACUGUUCUGGCAUCGGAGCAAAAUCCCUCUUCAGCAAAGAAGGUGGACUCCUCGCCAAAGAGUAUCUAUGACUCCCACGCCGUGGAGGCGGACCGGGGUGCUGAUAUCCUAAAUGGAGUUAAGUUUGUAUAUCCUUGUGAUGACACUCUGGAAAUCCUCAAAGACUCUAUCGCCAAGUUCAGCCAAGAAUCGGACUUCUGUACCGCAUUACAAGACGUAACCAUCCUCGUGUAUCUAUUAGUGUUUCACGUUGUAAAGGACGACGCGGAGGAGCCCAAGACUCUAGUGAUAAUGGAUCGUUCAUUGUGCCUUUGUGUUGAGGACCACGUCCACUACCCACUGACUCUCUUCGCGACGGGUCUCCCAGAGAACCCUCAACACCGUGUGUGGGACGUCCGAGACGUAGAGAACCUUUCCCGCGUCGAGUUUACUGACUUUAACUCCUGUAGCUUUACGCUGGUGUUUUCAGACACAACGCCGAAGUUCCAGGAUGAGCAUGAGGAUUUUGACUCGGCGAGUAUGGGGGAGCUUUGUGUAAUCACGCAUUUUAUGGCCGAGAACCCUGGUGAGACUACGUGGAAGAUUAUUGCUCCAACGUAUGAGGAAAAGGAGAAGGCCUUGAACUUGAUUUGCAAGCUAUGGGGUGACAUCCGUGGCGGGGUAUUGCCAGUUGUGAAGGCCGUGACUUUAAGGCUAUAGUGUCUUUGCAUGAAUAACUGCUGUAAGCAGACAGUACCAGCUUAGCCCUACUUUUUUAAUUUCGGGCCGUAUGCUGUGUUAGCCUACGUGUAGCCGCUGACUCGCGAAAUCCUCUCGUAGCGUCUAAGCAACGGCGGCGAUAAUCGUGUUCCGUGACGUCACGGCUUUCAAAGGAAAACCUAUGAUAGUCUCUGAUUGGCCACUGACUUAGUAACUUUCUCUUUGAUAUUUUGAUUGGCCCAGAUCAGAAGUUGAAAUUAAGGUUCCCGCUGUUUACGAUGUGAGUUUAUCGGACGGUUCAAAUAUGGAGAAAAACACUACGACUCUCCCACCUAAUCGCGAUAAAUCUGUCCUAAGUUCAGCCUUAGACAUGUGUCAACAUUAUUUGGGAUAGAGAAACCACACAAAGAACAAGAGAAGGCUUUCUCUGCUUUUCUGAACGAUGAUGUCGAUGUCUUUCUACGGAAAGUCUUUCAUUUACCAAGCAAUAUCGUUAUUUUAGUUAUUUUCCAAAGUUCUAUCCAAAAUGGCUAGGUUUUUACCAAAUUUUUCCUUUUAAGCUGCAGAUCACGGCAAUCCUGAAUAUGUAUGCGCUUGUGUUGCGUACACAGAAAUCUAAACGCUCAAGUUCACAACGAACGCUGAAAGUCGAGGAGCGCUUGCUAUCCAUGAGAUACCGUUCGUAAUCUUUCUCAAUUACCCUCUUACAAAGAAUGCAGGUAUACAUUAGCAGAAUUAAAACGAAGGAAUGUGCACUUGGAAAGUAGCAGCAUUAGAUGGCGAUGUUGGAAUGUUUGUUUUGCAUGACGAAACCUGAACGUGUUUGCGCGCUGAAUAAGAGAAAAGCCGUUCAUAGAUGUCAAAAUUAAUCUAUUCAAAUUUAUUACAAUGGCGUCACGGAACACGAUUAUCGCCGGGGUUGCGUAGACGCUACGAGAGGAUCUCGCGAGUCAGCGGCUACACGUAGGCUAUAGCUGUGUGUGAAUGACUUUUACAUUAUUUCUCAAGAAGCAGGGUCGUCCGCCAAUAUUGAAAAAUUCGUGCCCGGUAAUGUCAAGAAAUGUAAGAAAUAGUAAUGUUACCCAAAAUAAUAACAAAAAGACAGCGAUAAUUAAUAGGAAAACUUUUAAAAAACACAAAUAUUGCCCAUCUCUGAAAAUUCGAGCUUUCAGAGCCCCUAUUUUCAAACCAUUUAUUCUAAACCCUAGAAAGUGGUCAAUCUUACCAGGGGCGAAUUCUAAACCCUAGAAAGUGGUCAAUCUUACCAGGGGCGAAUUUUGCCUAGGCAAUUAAAGUGCUUUCGAAAAAAAAAAUAAUUAAGGCUGACAAUCCAACGUCAUAAGUAAUUAGAACCUGAAACAUUGAGUCAAAAGAAAGAUAUAUAUAUUAUGUACUAUAUGUUAUUAUAAAAGCUAAAACUUAAUAUUAGAAAUAUGAUACACAGACUAUUCACAGGGAAACUUGGACUCAAAUGUGAUACUUACGGAACACGUAGGUUACUAUAUACGGGACACGAUUAAAUGCGCGGUGGAACCUCCCACCCUGUUUUUUGGGCAGUACAUAUAGUGCUUUCUACGCACACGUCCUGUUUAUACAGCUGAACAGAUCUCUGAUAAUGUACCAUUUUACUCUGCUGUCUUGGCUAACAAUCUCAAAUUUUCAAAUAUGCAUGCCUUGCAGACGAACGAUGCAGAGGUAUAUAUAAGAAGUAUAUAUAUAGUAUAUAUAAGAAAACAAGUUUUUUUCAAUCCCCCGAUCUUGAAGGUUGAAUAAAAAUUUUAGUGAUAGCGACCCGUAUUGUUAGGUAUAAAGAUAGUUUCUGUAUUGAAAGAGGCAUAAAGAAUAAGAUAAGAAAAUAAAAGAUAGAGUGGUUUUCAUAA
This is a messenger RNA of Nematostella vectensis (starlet sea anemone), 6907 nucleotides long. RefSeq lists its product as uncharacterized. The record is from RefSeq and is a predicted model, not a curated record. Gene Ontology annotation, molecular function: phosphatidylinositol binding; protein kinase binding; integrin binding. Bases 144 to 5027 code for a protein of 1627 amino acids. Lineage: Eukaryota; Metazoa; Cnidaria; Anthozoa; Actiniaria; Edwardsiidae. The transcript has 22 exons. Gene Ontology annotation, cellular component: cytoplasm.